Danio aesculapii is the source of this 650-nucleotide messenger RNA. RefSeq lists its product as uncharacterized. Bases 6 to 614 code for a protein of 202 amino acids. NCBI's taxonomy places the organism in Eukaryota, Metazoa, Chordata, Actinopteri, Cypriniformes, Danionidae. The record is from RefSeq and is a predicted model, not a curated record. The transcript has 4 exons.
CCGAGAUGGACCAGCUGGCUAACUUCCUUGGGCAUGAUAUAAGAAUUCAUCGUGAGUUCUAUCGACUUCCAGAGAAGACCCUGCAACUUGCCAAGAUCAGCAAGAUUUUAAUGGCUCUUGAGCAAGGAAGAUUAGCAGAGUUCCAUGGCAAGAACUUGGAUGAAAUGGGGAUAGAUCCUGAUGAAAAAGUGGAAAUUGACUGUGAAGAUGAGGAAGAUGACAUUGAGGAAGGACACUGUUCAACUAUUGUAGUCGAAACUUCAGAAGAUGUGGCCCUUCCUUCUGCCGAAAUGAAUUUGUCACCAUCACCCAAAAGAAGCACUCCGUCAGAUCAGCGAAUGUCUUCUGGAGCCAGCGCUAUGAGGCUGCCUUGCAAGGGUAAAACUACCAAAAAGAAGAGUCAGAAGAGUCCUUGGCAGCAGCCUGAGGUGCAGGCAGUGGAAAGGCACUUGAAGCCGUUUAUUUUAUCUGGCACUGUCCCAGCAAAAAGGGAUUGUGAAAAAUGUCUGAGAGCUGAACCUGAAGCUUUGAAGAACCGCGAUUGGAAGACAGUAAAAUUUUACAUAUAUAAUCGCAUCACAGCAUACAAAAAAAAAUUGGAGAGUAAACAAUAGUAUAAAUAUAAUCGUUCAUGCCAGGAAGUAUGUUUA